This is a messenger RNA of Apiotrichum porosum, 720 nucleotides long. RefSeq lists its product as uncharacterized. The record is from RefSeq and is a predicted model, not a curated record. NCBI's taxonomy places the organism in Eukaryota, Fungi, Basidiomycota, Tremellomycetes, Trichosporonales, Trichosporonaceae. The transcript has 3 exons. The coding region runs from base 1 to 720 and encodes 239 amino acids.
AUGACAGCACCCAGCAUCACCGCACCAGAACCCGGUAUGACCCUGACAGCCGAGGAACAUGCAGCACUGGGUAUCAAAAAGGCAUCAACAUGGACCGAGGACGACCAGCAGUACGAAAAGUGUACACUUGUGACCGUCAAAGGUGACUACGAGCUGCAGCUUGGUGCCGACAAGGUUUGGCAUAAAGUCCUCCGGCCGAGCCACAUUCUUCAGCGGAGGCGUCAACAUCUGGUGUCUUACUAUCGCCGUCAACGACAACUAUCUCUCGUUAAAACCCAGGACAAUGACUCAGAGGCAGCAGGUCCAUCCGGUACAGUCUCCCACCACCCAGUCGCCACCGACAGGCGAGGUGUUGCGUCUACACCCGCCGACCUCGACAGUGAUGAGGACGCUGCGGACCCUCAACGUCAAGCCAUCCUCUGUCCUGAAAAGCUCCUCCCUGACAUGGGCGACUCCAAACCAGUGUCCUCUUUCCCCGACAAUGCCCCUGCCCCUCACAUACGUCAGCCAGGUAGUCCACAGAACUAUUCUACACUUGUCAACCAAGACCUUAUUGCUCUUCUCCUUGAGCGUGACCAUCAACUUCAGCAACGAGACGAGGAUGUCGACGAGUUGAGGAACAAGCUGGUCGCCGUUCGCAAACUCGCCCUCGAGUCUCGCGACCUGGGUUCCAAGUCGAGUGACUUGGCACUGAAGAUGUUUGAUGAGGCCGAGCUUUAG